AUGAUCUUUCACCAUUUGCUGGCCCUGUUGGGUCUGGCCACCUUUGGAGCUGCCUACAGUCUCCCUGGCGCCUAUGAGCGACUGUUGCUCUAUUACACCUACCGAAUGGACUUGAUGACUCACGGAACCACGGAAAUCGCGACGGGCUGCCCGGGUUCUGGGGGCAAACCGUGUACGCUGGAAGAAUUCAUCACAUACAUCAACCACGGCGACCUGGUCUUGGAGGAUGAGGCCACGGGCACAGGCAAGAAGCCAACCAAGAAGCCAACCAAGGGCAAGCUAGACCUUGGUCUUAAUCUCAAAGAGGGCGAGCUUCCCCCCGUCAAGAAGACUGCUCAAAUCCUCAUGGAGAAGAAGAUCAACGGGCAGAUCGACCCCCAGAAGGUGGUCAAGGGAACCAAGGGCGAUUACCCCGCACUCUUCAAGAAGAUUGGCGAUUUCAUCUCCAGCAAGUGGACUGCGAAUCCCGUGAAUGCAGGAGACGCUGCCAAGUUCCUGGAAAUCAAGCAGGGUGCGUUCGAUUCCAUGGUGGCGGUGCGGAAUGCUCGCAUGGAAGCUGCCGUGGACUCGUGGAAGCCGGCCGAGGGCUUCGAGGUCAUCAAGAUCUUCGACGACCUGGGAGGAGCCAGCGUCAACAUCAAGGAGAUGGCUUCAAAGAGCGGCAAGAAGAAGACGGAGCUGGUAGAGCUGUUCAAGAAGCACAUCGAGGGCGCCCACCAGGAGAACAUCAAGUACCUCAAGGACAGCGUCGCGCUCGUCUGCGGCAAGGGCGGCACGGUCAGUCCCGGCCGGAAGCGCGAGCUGAGCUGCGGAAGCAACAUCUUUGGCGAGAAAUGGGGCGGCGACAUCGAGGGGGUGUCGAAGCCGUCCGGCCUCGGGGAGGUGUCGAAGCUGGGAAAGGCGGCCGAGAUGGCCGAGGCGGUUUCCGAGAAGGAGUUUGGCGAGCUCGCGUCCAAGCGCGGCCUGAAGGCUCUGGCCAAGGAGAAGUGGUCCAUGUCGCUGUCCGAGGUGCGCACCAAGAUCAACUACAAGGCGCUCACACCCGAGACGCCUAAGCUGGGCAUCAAGGGCGGCACCGUCCUCAACGGCGCGGCCAUGAUCGUCGGCGUCGGCUUCUGGAUCAACGACGUCGUCAACGCCUUCACCCACAACGUCACCGCCCUCGACCGUGCCGCGACCGUGGCCUCCAUCGCCCCCUUCGUCGGCUGCGCCGUCAAGACGGCCGCCGACCUGGACAAGCAGUCCCUCGACAUCGUCGACACCUCGCUCUGCCUGGUCGCCGACAGCCUGCUCUUCACCCCGGCCUUCCCCGUCGCCGUCGUCCUGCACCUCGUCCGCAGCAUCAUGAGCUGGUACAAGCCCCCCGAGCAGCCGACCCUGGACGAGUUCCGCUCCCUCCGCGACGGCGCCUGGAACAAGUACCUCAAGAACGAGGUCUACGCCUACAUCUACUCGCACCCCAACUACUACGAGUUCAAGCACAAGGCUCGUCCCGCGGACAAGACCUUCCUGGAGAAGAUGGAGAGCGCCUUCGCCAUCGAGGAGCUGGCCGUCCUCUCCCAGGGCGCCCAGACCAUCGGCGCGGCCACCGGCAGCGCCCAGGAGGACCUCGAGGCCGCCGCGUCCCCCGAGGACAAGGCCAAGAUUCAGGAGGGCGUCGACGCGGCGGCGGAGCAGCUCCGUCAGGCCGCUCGCAACGAGACCAUCCGCCGCCAUCGCCAGGCCCUCCUGAGCAUGCCCAAGUCGCUCCAGGAAUCGCAGGAGGACUCGCUCCUGAAGACGUCCGACAAGUUCAACGAGAAGUUUACCGACGACCUGGUCUCGGAAGAGAUGGUGAGCAAGUACACGACCAACUACAACGGGGAUGCCAGCCUCGCCUUCGGCGAGAACAGCAACAAGAAGGACAUCACGAAGAUGCUGGAGGGCUUCCGCGACACCCUCUGGGGCGAGCCCCCGGAGCUGCCCAGCUACUUCACCCUCGCCUACAUCCUCGGACAGUCCCGGGCCGUCGCCCCGCUCGACAAGGAGACCCUGUCCAUUUCGGCCUACCUCAGGGAAAAGUUCCCCGAGAUGUCCCCCAGCCAGAUCCAGGAGCUCGGGCUGCACCACACCUUUGAGAUGGGCCUGCUGCUCAACGGCACCAAGACCGAGUCGCAGCUGUCCACCUACUUCCCGACCCAGGACGAGGCCGCCCGCAAGGAGCUGCAGACGCUCGUGGCGCUCAAGUUUGGCCGCGUGUACGACGACUGGAAGAUGGAGCAGAUGGGCAGGCAGCUGCCGGCCGGCCUCAUCCUCGACACGCCCGAGUUCAAAGGCCUGAAGAUGGAGCUGAUCCACCCGCAGAUCCCGCCAUACAACGGCGCGGCGAGCGCGGGCUACGCGGCGCUGGUGGCGGGCAUGACGACGGCGCUGGCGGAGAGCCUCAAGGAGAACGCGGAGGCGCUGGGCAAGAGCGCCGGCGCGCGCUCCAUCAUGGACCAGUCGGCGAAGCUGGAGGGCCUGAUGCCGGGUGAGAAGCAGGCGGCGGCCAAGUUGAGGAGGGCGCUUCCCAGGUCGAGCAAGGAGUACCGUGCGCAGCUCGUGCGGGCUUAUUAG
Messenger RNA from Cordyceps fumosorosea ARSEF 2679, 2595 nucleotides. RefSeq lists its product as hypothetical. NCBI's taxonomy places the organism in Eukaryota, Fungi, Ascomycota, Sordariomycetes, Hypocreales, Cordycipitaceae. The coding region runs from base 1 to 2595 and encodes 864 amino acids. The transcript has a single exon. The record is from RefSeq and is a predicted model, not a curated record.